CAGAGUUUAUUUUAUUGUUUACAGUUAACACACCGAUUUAGUGUUUACGAUUAUAUUUUGGCGGUGGUCUUUAUUUUAUAAUUCAUAGUUCAUACAUUAGUUGGGCUCUUUCAUUAUUAAUUUGUGUAUUGAAUAGUACGUAUGAUAGUUUCACGCCAGAGUCGGAAGUGUGAAUAGCCACUGUAAACCACAAAAUGUUUUAUCAUAUCGCACUAGAACACGACGUACUGCUUCAUCCUCGGUAUUUUGGUCCACAGUUAUUAGACACAGUAAAACAAAAGUUGUAUCGUGAGGUUGAAGGCACGUGUACUGGAAAGUAUGGAUUUGUUAUUGCUGUAACUCAUAUUGAUAAUAUUGGCUGUGGAUUAAUUUUGCCUGGUCAAGGAUUUGUUGUAUAUACUGUUAAGUAUAAAGCUAUUGUUUUCCGGCCCUUUAAAGGUGAAGUUUUGGAAGCUGUAGUUACUCAAUUAAACAAAGUAGGAAUGUUUGCCGAAAUUGGACCACUUUCCUGUUUUAUAUCUCAUCAUUCCAUACCAUCAGAGCUACAAUUUUGUCCAAAUACUUCACCUCCAUGUUACAAAUCAAAAGAAGAAAAUAUAGCAAUACAGCCGGAAGACACAAUUAGAUUGAAAAUUGUUGGAACACGUGUUGAUGCAUCAGGAAUAUUUGCUAUUGGUACAUUGAUGGAUGACUAUUUAGGAUUAAUUCAUUAAGAUAAGGAUGCGUCAAAUUUAAUUUUUUUUUUUUUUUAUUGUAUAUUGUACAUAGUAAUGUAUAAAUAAAAUGAAAA
Melanaphis sacchari is the source of this 790-nucleotide messenger RNA. RefSeq names its product DNA-directed RNA polymerase II subunit RPB7 (gene Rpb7). The record is from RefSeq and is a predicted model, not a curated record. The transcript has 7 exons. The coding region runs from base 195 to 713 and encodes 172 amino acids. Gene Ontology annotation, cellular component: P-body; RNA polymerase II, core complex. Gene Ontology annotation, molecular function: single-stranded RNA binding; single-stranded DNA binding; translation initiation factor binding. Gene Ontology annotation, biological process: positive regulation of nuclear-transcribed mRNA poly(A) tail shortening; positive regulation of translational initiation; DNA-templated transcription. NCBI's taxonomy places the organism in Eukaryota, Metazoa, Arthropoda, Insecta, Hemiptera, Aphididae.